AUGGCGGCGACCCGGCUGCUCCCGACGCCAGCGGUUGCACAGCCUGAGGUGGCUGGCGCUGCAGUUGGCAGUGGCUCAGCGGACAUUGUCAAUUUCAUGCUACAGGCUGGAGCUGACCCUAAUAUUGAUGACGGGGAGUUGUAUGUAGAACCAAUUGCUAAUGCCAAGUCAGAAGGAAGGGAAGCGUUUGCAAAUGGUGACUACGGUUAUGCACUCUACUGUUUUUCGCGGCCAAGUUGCAUUGACCCGGAUGACGCCACCUUACAUGCUAACCUGAGCCUAUGCUCUCUGAAGCUGAGAAAUGGGGUGCAAGCUGUGCGCUACGCUCAAGAAUGCCAAAGGUUGCGUCCUGAUUGGGCCAAAGCAUGGUUCCGCGAGGGCGAGGCUCUCAGCAUGCUCCAGAAGCACGGAGCAGCAGUUACUGCAUUCCAGGAAGCGCUGAAACUUGACCCUGCCAGUGUCGAGAUCAAGAACAAGCUCAGAGAGGCCAAGGAGGCAUUGAGCAAGUACCAUUGA
This is a messenger RNA of Sorghum bicolor (sorghum), 516 nucleotides long. RefSeq names its product hsp70-Hsp90 organizing protein 1. NCBI's taxonomy places the organism in Eukaryota, Viridiplantae, Streptophyta, Magnoliopsida, Poales, Poaceae. The record is from RefSeq and is a predicted model, not a curated record. The transcript is spliced from 6 exons. Gene Ontology annotation, molecular function: protein binding. Bases 1 to 516 code for a protein of 171 amino acids.